Molecule: messenger RNA, 7557 nt
Organism: Necator americanus (New World hookworm)
Lineage: Eukaryota; Metazoa; Nematoda; Chromadorea; Rhabditida; Ancylostomatidae
Exons: 74
Coding region: 1-7557 (2518 amino acids)
Source: RefSeq, a predicted model, not a curated record
AUGCGCUUGGGUUUAUGCCUGGCCUUAGUGGCCGUGUGCUUUGGACUUGAUCGCGAUGUUGGCUACUUGAUGACAAGGGAUAUCCAGGAAGCCGCUAAUGGACAACUCAGAUGUUUUGUCGGUAUUGUCACCCCAUAUAAUAACACGUCCAUCGGGACAGAAGUAUUCUGCAAUGGUCUUUGCGGUUCAGUCUCAACAACUGCCGGCGGCUAUAAUUUCACCUCAUACAAUUGUUUUCCAACAAGUUUCUGCAGUGCUGCUGGACUAAAUGAAACCUGUACAACGGUGUUCACCGAUCGAGAUCUGACCGGAUGUUGUUGUGGAACAGAUAAUUGUAAUGUUGCUGGAAAAAAUAUUAAUACGACCAUACCAAUUGCACCACCAGUGGAACCAAUCGCCUGUUAUUCCGGUGUCAGUAUCAAUGGGGUCACUCAAGCUGGAUCCGAUUGGAUUGCUUGCCAAGGUGACUGUAUCUCAAUUACAAUCAACACAACUUUGAACAGUAAUCCGAUGGUUGGCUCCAUCUACGCCUGUGAUCCUACGUCUGUUUGUAGCGCACUAAACAUUGUGAACCGUUGCCACGAUAUCGAGCCCGGAAUUGUACGAGGAUGUUGUUGUACAACAGACGCUUGUAUCAAUCCUACUAUGAAUCCUCCUAAGGAACCACGAGGACCCCUAGCAUGUUAUGUUGGACUGUAUUCGAAAGCCGCAAAUAUCUCAGUAGGACAAGAGGUUUUCUGUGAUGGACAAUGUGCCAGUCUUUCAUCGACGGUUGCCGGAGGCGACAUUGUUGUUUUCGAAUGUGCGCCAAAAGAAGCUUGCCAAGCGCUUACUCUUUACAACGAUUGUGCUACGGUCACUGCUGAUCGCGAUAUUACCGGAUGUUGUUGUGAUAAUGUGAACAACUGUAACGCUGCGAAUUAUUCACUUGGACAGCCGAGGCCACGAUACGAAGGCGAUUUCCCGGUCGCCUGCUUCUCUGGAAUUCGUGUGAACGGUCGAUUUAUCACACCACCGAAAUGGGCAGCAUGUCUCGGCGAUUGUGCGUCCGUAAUGAUUAACACCACUAUGGCGAUGGGACCAAUGAGCGCUGAAAUCUUCACCUGUGAUCCGGCAUCGGUUUGCAAUCAACUAGGCAUGGUAAACAAUUGUACAACAGUUGAACCUGGUGUAAGUGGAUGUUGCUGUUCUUAUGAUGCUUGUCUCGAUCCUACACGCUAUCCAAAUAAGUAUCCGGGAAAUCCGCUCAAAUGUUACAUUGGUUUCAAAAGCACAUACAAUGGAGGUAUAAGCGUUGGAUCGGAGGCUUACUGUAAUGGAAUGUGUGGAUCGUUGAGUACGGUUGUGAAUGGAGAUAACGUCACCACCUAUAUGUGUACACCAAGGAGUAUUUGCAGGCAAUUGGAAUUGUACGACGAGAUAAAACGAUUACCAUUAGAUCGUGAAGUGUUGGCUUUAUGUUGUGAUAAUUUCAACAAUUGCAAUGUUCGCGAUCCAAGCAUAAACACUUCGAUUCCGGUACGACGUCUUCCAGAAUUCCCAAUCACUUGCUAUGGUGGAAUUCAAGUGAACAACAUUUGGGUUACAAACGCUGGAUGGCAAUCGUGUAAUGGUGACUGCGCAUCGAUAAACAUUAUCACCACCUUCAAUGGAACAGUACAGAAUCUCAACGUGUACACGUGCGAUCCAUCUGCGGUUUGUAAAGGACUAAAUAUGACGAACACUUGUGCGACCCUUGAGCCAGGAGUAGGCGGAUGCUGUUGCAACACAAAUGGUUGUAUUGAUCCAACCAAAAGCCCAGCAAAGAGUCCUGCUAACCGACUACAGUGUUACGUCGGAUUGUAUGCCGUAAAUGCUGGCAUUAAUGUGGGAGCAGAGGUCUACUGUAAUGGAAAAUGCGCUUCGAUGACGGGAAGAAUCAACGGUGACGAUGUGACGACUUUCCAAUGUGUUUCCACGAGCAUAUGCAGAUCGCUUGAACUCGACGACGCUUGUAUGCGUCUUCCAGGAGAUCGUGAGAUCCGAGCAUGUUGUUGCGAUAACACGAAUAGUUGCAAUGUUCCACUGGCAAAUAGAAGCGGCAUCAUAAUUCCAACUGGAAGCCCGGUUGUUGAGGCGCCUAUUUCAUGCUGGACUGGAAUUUAUCUGAACGGAUCCCCACUCACUGAAGUCGGAUACCAAGUUUGCAAUGGAGAAUGUGCAUCGCUCACAAUGAACACCACCGCCAAUGGUCAACCACAUAGCGCAUCAUUUUAUAUGUGCGACCCAACAUCAGUUUGCAGGGCUCUCGGUAUUGUCAAUACAUGUGCUACGAUCGAGCCUGGAGUAGGAGGUUGUUGUUGCAACACAGAUUCCUGUAUUUUCCCGCCUUCCAGGUAUCCUGGACCUCCUCUUCAAUGUUAUGUUGGGCUAUACGCACCAGACGCAGGAGUAAAUGUUGGAUCAGAGGUGUACUGCAAUGGUCAGUGUUCGUCGAUUUCUGCAAUCGUGGCUGGGGGCAAUGUGACCAGUUACCAAUGCUCUCCGGCUAGUAUUUGCAAGAGUCUUGGAAUUUAUAACGCCUGCUAUAGUCUUCCCGGAGAUCAAGCAGUCACCGCAUGCUGCUGCGACAGCAGCAAUAGUUGCAACGUCGGAAACAACCCUAAUAUCACAGCUUCUCCUACACCACCUCCAAGCCUCGAAUUCCCAAUCUCUUGCUGGAAUGGCAUCUACGUCAAUGGAAUGCCGAUCACCAAUGCCGGAUUCCAAUCUUGCAAUGGUGAAUGCGCUUCGGUGACCCUACAAACCAUCCUAAAUGGUACCCAACAGACUGCGACCGUAUAUACAUGUGAUCCUACCGCGAUGUGUCAAGCACUCAACAUGAGCAACGGCUGUGCGACGGUGGAAAAUGGACUUAGUGGAUGUUGUUGUAACACAGAUGCUUGCCUUACCCCUAAAAAGACACCUGGAAAUCCUCUUACUUGUUACGUUGGAAUCAAUGCACCGAAGACAAACAUUAACAUCGGAGCCGAGGUUGUUUGCAAUGGAAUGUGCGCUUCACUCAACGCAAUGGUGAACGGAGACAACGUGACCGCUUUCGAAUGCGUGCCCACAAACGUUUGCAAGUCUCUCUCCGCUUAUAACUCCUGCAACUCGCUUCAAGGCGAUCGUGAAGUGACCGGAUGCUGCUGUGACAGUCCAAAUGCAUGUAAUGUUGCUGCUUAUCCAAAUAUUGUACCACCCACUCCCGCUCCUAACACCGAUUUCCCAAUCUCAUGUUGGUCUGGAAUUUACGUCAAUGGAAAUGCUUUGUCUAAUCCUGGUUUCCAAUCUUGCAAAGGACAAUGCGCUUCUCUUACCUUGGUUACCGCAGCGUUUGGACAAACGCAUAACGCCACCUUGUACACGUGCGAUCCGACAUCAGUCUGUAGAAGUUUGAAUAUGAGCAAUCAAUGCGUCACAAUUGAAAGUGGUACGGGUGGAACUGGAGUAAGUGGAUGUUGCUGCAAUACUGAUGCUUGCCUAACUCCAAAGAGGACACCAGGAAAUCCUCUUCAGUGUUACGUUGGUCUGUAUGCACCAAGUGUAGGAGUCAACACGGGAUCAGAAGUUUUCUGUGACGGUAUGUGUUCUUCGUUAACCGGUAUUGUCAACGGAAGUAGUGUCACGACGUUCCAAUGCAUUCCAACAUCAGUUUGCAAAUCCCUUGGAGUAGAUAAUGCCUGCAGUGGGCUACCAGGAGAUCGUGAUGUGUCGGGGUGCUGUUGCGACUACAAGAAUAGCUGUAAUGUCGAACUCUCCAACAUUACUAACAUAAAUCCACCCACAGCUCAGCCAAGCACCGAAUUCCCAAUUUCUUGUUGGUCUGGAAUCUAUGUGGAUGGAAACCCUAUUACCAAUGCUGGCUACCAGUCGUGCCAAGGAGAAUGUGCAUCAGUGAGCCUCCAAACUUCGCUCUCAGGAGUCCCGCACAGUGCUACCAUCUAUACGUGUGAUCCUUCAUCUGUCUGCCAAUCUCUAAACAUGAGUAACAACUGUGUGACUAUCGAACCAGGACUAUCUGGAUGUUGUUGCAAUGAUGAUGCAUGCUUAACUCCUAAGAAGUCACCUGCAAAUCCUCUCACUUGUUAUGCGGGUAUUCGCGCUCCAAAGAGCGGAAUUAAUGUUGGAGCUGAGGUGAACUGCACAGGAAUGUGCUCGACUCUUAAUGCAAUAGUGAACAACGAUAAUGUCACGACCUUCCAGUGUGUACCACUCAGUGUUUGCAAAGCUUACGCAGCCGACAAUGGUUGUUCAACACUUCGAGGUGACCAAGAAGUGACAGGAUGUUGUUGUGAUACAUCCAACGGAUGCAAUGCUGCUGGCUAUCCUGAUAUCGUUAUACCCACACCUCUGCCAAGACCAGAAUUCCCUAUCUCUUGCUGGUCAGGUAUCUACGUAAAUGGAAAAGCUCUAUCUAAGCCAAGUUUCCAAUCUUGUAACGGAGAAUGCGCCAGUUUAUCUUUGACCACAACCCUAUUAAAUCAAACCCAUAACGCUGUCAUGUACGCUUGUGAUCCCACAAGUGUAUGUAAAUCUUUAGGUGUGGUGAACAAUUGUACCACACUCGAGCAAGGAGCUCUCACCGCAUGUUGCUGUAAUACAGACGCAUGUGUGACUCCAAGAAAAACUCCUGGUAAACCGCUAAUGUGUUACGUUGGUCUCAUUGCUAAGAACGGUACCGUCAAUGUGGGAGCAGAGGUCGCCUGUGAUGGUAUGUGCUCAUCGUUGAAUGGAAUUGUUAAUGGCGAUAAUGUGACGUCAUUCCAGUGUGUGCCACAAAAAGUUUGCAAAUCUUUGUUGAACACGAAUGGAUGCGCAACACUUCAAGGAGAUCGUGAGAUUACCGGCUGCUGUUGUGAUUACAGAGACAGUUGUAACGUAUACCAGUUGAAUAGAACAGAUAUCACUAUUCCCACUGCCAGCCCGUAUACAGAGUACCCAAUAUCCUGCUGGACUGGAAUUUAUGUGAAUGGAGCACCAUUUACUGACGUUGGAUUCCAAACUUGCAAUGGCCAAUGCGCCUCGUUGACCCUUAACACCACUCUGGGUAACGUUGCACAUACGGCUUCGGUAUACAUGUGUGAUCCAACUGCAGUUUGCAAAGCUCUCGGCAUGACCAAUCAGUGUACGGUUAUUGAACAAGGUCUGAGCGGUUGCUGUUGUAACACUGAUGCAUGCAUUUACCCGCUAAGAAACAGGAAUCCUGGCAACCCUCUUCAAUGCUACGUUGGACUGUAUGCUCCUAAUGCCAACAUAACUACCGGAGCAGAGGUGGCUUGCGAUGGUCAGUGUUCAUCGCUCAGUGGAAUUGUGAACGGAGACAACGUUACAACAUUCCAGUGUGUCUCAUUAGGCGUGUGCAAGAGUCUUGAAAUAGACAACACCUGCAGAUCGCUGCCAGGAGAUCGCGCUAUAAACGCUUGCUGCUGUGACAGCGGCAACAGUUGCAAUCUUGCUAACUUUACGAUCCCUUCACCAACAGUAUCACCCGUUUCUGAGUAUCCAAUUUCGUGCUGGAGUGGUGUGUACGUGAACGGAAACCCCGUCACGAACGCAGGAUUCCGUACCUGUUUCGGUGAAUGUGCUUCGAUCACCCUUCAGACCAACACCACUUCAAUUCUGAAUAACGCGACGAUCUAUACUUGUGAUCCCACAUCAGUUUGCACAACCUUAGGCAUAACCAACCAGUGUACGACAUUUGAGCCAGGACUAAGUGGGUGUUGCUGUAACACUGACGGUUGCCUUACUCCACAGAAGACCCCUGGAAAUCCACUGAUUUGCUACGUUGGUAUGUAUGCGAAGGGCGGCCUUAUCAACACCGGAGCUGAGGUGCCCUGCAAUGGAAAGUGCUCCUCCUUACGCACAACGGUGAACAAUGAUGACGUUACAACGUUCCAGUGUAUUCCAACCAGUGCUUGCAAGUAUUUGGCGAUAAACAACGGUUGCACAAAAUUGUACGGCGAUAGGGAAGUAACCGCAUGCUGUUGCGAUAAUUCCAACGCUUGUAACGUUGCAAACAGAACUGAGAUCACCCCACCACCUCCUUCCCCAGUUUCUGAGUUCCCCAUUUCUUGCUGGUCUGGAGUAUAUGUGAAUGGCACUGCUAUCACUAAUGCCGGAUUCCAAACCUGCUAUGGAGAAUGUGCGUCAGUUUCAAUUACGACACAAGUCAACUACGCAACCCACACUGCAACUAUUUACACAUGUGAUCCUACAUCCGUUUGUAAUUCUCUGGGCAUGAUUAACAACUGUAUGACCAUUGAAUCUGGAGUACGGGGUUGCUGCUGUAACACCGACGGUUGCCUUACACCUAAAAAGCAACCAGGAAAUGUUCUAUGGUGUUACGUCGGACUUUAUGCAAACAACUCUGGAGUCAAUGUUGGAGCAGAGGUUGCCUGUGACGGUCAAUGUUCUUCACUAACUGGAACAGUAAACAAUGACAUCGUAACAACAUUCCAAUGCAUUCCUACCAGCAUUUGCAAGUCCUUGGGUGUCGAUAAUGCCUGCCAGCCAUUACCAACCGAUCGCGAUGUACAGGGAUGUUGCUGCGAUAGUGGAAAUAGCUGUAACCUCUAUCAACUCAACAGAACCGACAUUGACAUACCAUCUCCAGCCCCAAUGAGCGAAUUCCCAAUUUCUUGUUGGACGGGGGUGUACGUUAACGGAAAUGCGAUCACCACCGCUGGAUAUCGGUCAUGCUAUGGUGAAUGCGCCAGUGUUACAAUCCAAACUCCUGUCAACAACCAGCUGAAUAAUGCCACAAUCUUCAUGUGCGAUCCGACAUCUGUUUGCCAAAAUCUUAAUAUGUCGAACGCGUGUGCCACCGUUGAGCCUGGACUUUCUGGAUGUUGCUGCAAUACCGAUGCUUGCCUCACUCCAACAAAGUCCCCAGGAAACGACCUCAUCUGUUAUGUAGGAAUUUACUACGAGAAGGACAGUUACUCGGUCGGAUCAGAGAUGAAAUGUAACGGCAACUGUGCCUCGCUGCAGACAACUUUCGCUGGCAAAAUGAUAAAGUCCUACCACUGUGCCCCUAUUUCUGUUUGCAAAGCUCUCGCACUUGAUAACGCCUGUGGCCCUGUGUACAAGGACAGUGAUGUGACUGGAUGCUGUUGUGAUUCCUCUUCCAACUGUAAUGUUAAGGAACCGAUUUCCACUAACAAUACGGUUCCAGCGUUCACCGGCACUCCCAUCGCAUGCCAAUCAGGUAUUUAUGUGGAUGGUGCUGCCCUAACCACAGACAACACUUUUAUCGCUUGCAAAGGACAAUGUGCCAAGAUAUCGUAUGCAACCAACAUGACCGGCGUCCAACAUACCCUCGAUUUGUACGCCUGCGAUCCAGCUAGUGUAUGCUCAGGAUUAGGCUUAUCAAAUAGUUGCCAAUCGAUUGAUGGCACGUCGGUAUCUGGAUGCUGUUGUAACUAUGAUGGUUGCGUCACACCUUCCGUUACACCAACACCACCAACAGGAGGAUCAGCAUCGCUCACGUUAUUCACGACGUUCAUCGCGGCUGUAUAUACAAUUUUAAGGCAGUAG